AAAAUUAUUUUUUUCUCGGCACCACAUUCGUUCACCGCAGAACAUGGUUUUCGGAUUGCCGAGUAUUUCGUUUUCCACAAUUUUCUUAUUUCGUACCAAAUAUGAAUGCUGAAUGUGCUCAUAAUUCUGAGCCGGAAGAUUCGGAGUUCUAUUUUGAAUCCGAUCAUCUAGCCUUGAAGGGUAACAAGGAUUACACGGCGCUUCUGAAGACAAUUAUUAUGCUAGAGGCCCAAAGAACCCAGGGAAUUGCAGACUUGGAUAAAUUAUUGGAAGCUCAAAAGAUUGCAAUGCAAGACCCCGUUUCCUUCGUUGCUAAAUUACAAGAUGAGGACUUUGUUGGAUUCCCGGGGCCCCAGAAAAUCGCUGACAUCCCCUAUAUAGACUGGACCAAGUACAACAUAGUUUUACCCGAUAGCCCAAUGCGCCCACAAACAAGGCACGGACCGGUUCUCCCCCAACUUCAAGUGAAGUCCGACGCUGAUGAGGGAAAGAUACUGGUUCGAGGACGUGCAUUUGACCAAAGUAAACCGGAGACGUUCAACCAACUGUGGACAACGGAGGAGCAGAGAAGGUUGGAAGAACUUUUGAUCGAGUACCCACCCGAAGAGGUAGAGAUGCGUCGGUGGACGAAAAUUGCCAAUGCACUCGGAAACCGAACGCCUAAGCAAGUAUCCAGUCGUGUUCAAAAAUACUUCAUCAAACUCCUGAGGGCCGGACUUCCGAUCCCUGGCCGCGGACCAAAAGUUAGAAUGGAUGUAAAGCGUGGCACGAAUCACCGCCACCAGCGCAAUAAUUAUCUGCUCUUGAAGCCCUCCACUUUUUUUCCCCAUCAAGACAUGCCGUUCAACUUUGGAGAGGACGCCAGACAUUUAUCGAUCAUCGAAGACUCUGAGGAUGACUGUGGCAACGGAACCUUGGGGGAUACGGCUGAGAUGAGACAUAUUCAGUUGCUUCGACUGGUCAAAGCGGAAAAAGGAAACGAACAGCUGCGGGCAUACUCCCACAUCGGAUACAGAUGCUUGGUAUGCAAGGAAGAACCGUUGAAGGGUACGCGGUGGCAUUGCAAGGAUUGCGAAGGAGAAAUGAAUUUCUGCGGGGACUGUGCAGUGGCACAAUGGGAGACUGACACUCCCAUACAUCCUCCAUCCCAUAGAUUGAUCGCUGUUCGACCGACCCAGUCAAACAGGACUUACGAUUCAGAUUAUUUUUCACAAAGCUUCAAUAACUCUUCUUACAAUUAUUUGGAUCCCAAUUUUCUUCCCGAAUAACAAACCUCCGCGGGAGGCAUGGAGUGUAUUUUCGAUAUGCUGUGGACUGAUGAUAAAAUACAAUGCCGAUUCAAAAUA
This is a messenger RNA of Athalia rosae (coleseed sawfly), 1346 nucleotides long. It is a transcript of the gene Atac1, whose product is annotated as ZZ-type zinc finger-containing protein 3. Lineage: Eukaryota; Metazoa; Arthropoda; Insecta; Hymenoptera; Athaliidae. The transcript has 5 exons. The coding region runs from base 102 to 1268 and encodes 388 amino acids. Gene Ontology annotation, molecular function: zinc ion binding. The record is from RefSeq and is a predicted model, not a curated record.